Molecule: messenger RNA, 386 nt
Organism: Dothidotthia symphoricarpi CBS 119687
Lineage: Eukaryota; Fungi; Ascomycota; Dothideomycetes; Pleosporales; Dothidotthiaceae
Product: zinc finger CHY domain-containing protein
Exons: 1
Coding region: 24-386 (120 amino acids)
Biological process (GO): protein import into mitochondrial intermembrane space
Cellular component (GO): mitochondrial intermembrane space
Molecular function (GO): zinc ion binding
Source: RefSeq, a predicted model, not a curated record
CACAACACCACCACCACCAAAAAAUGACCACCACGCCCCGCCCACAAGUCCACGGCCUCUCCCUAACCCCCCUAACCCAAUGUCUCCACUACCACACCCCCCUCGACAUCCUCGCCAUAAAACACGCCUGCUGCCAAAAAUUCUACGCCUGCAUCACAUGCCACAACGCGUGCGAGACGGACCACGCACCAGCCGUGUGGCGGCGCGACCAGCGCGAGGAAAAAGCCGUGUUGUGUGGGGCGUGCGGGACGGUGGGGAGUGUGAGGGAGUAUAUGGAGGGGGGGAGUCGGUGUGCGGCGUGUGGGAGGGGGUUUAAUCCGGGGUGUAGGGCGCAUUGGGGGAGGUAUUUUGAGGUUGGUGGGGAGGGGGAGGAACAGGGGAGAUGA